AUGGUACUCCCACAGAAGCCAGGAGGUAUCCGCCCCCCAUGGCGCGACGAGCUUGACCUCAAUAUCGACCAGUCGAGUAUCUAUGAAUUCACUCUUGCAACCAUCGACCGUAACUCCGCGGGUCAACCCAUUCCUCGUGCACGCAUUUGCAGUUGCCGGGGUUUCUUCCCAGAGCUUGAUAUCCACCCAAAUGGACGAAAGGAUUUUGAGGAACAGGAGGAUGGAGAUAAUCCGCCUGUUUAUGAAAGUGAUCUUUUAUCGUUCUCAACAGAUAUCCGGAUGGAGAAGUUGGCCCAGAUCGAGACAUCAGGGCAUUCAGUUGAGGCUCUAUUCUGGCUCAAAGACAUGAUGACACAGUGGCGAGUCCAAGGCCUGGCAUAUGCUAUCGGUGAUCCAGUUGGAGAAGAAAAUGAGAAGGAAAAGUCAGCUAGAGAUAUAAUUGGCCCUCAACUGAGAGUGAAGCCUGACAUUGAGGAUUUGGAUUUAUUGAAUAAAUGGACAUGGGACAGGGCUGUGACGAAAUAUUUUGCAAAGCACUCACCUUUAAUGCGAGGUUCCUUUAUACGCCCACAUCCUGGAUUGCCCAGAUCAGAUUCCCCUAGUGAUAAAUUUGUGGAAAAGGGUCAUAGGAUAACUGACCUCCACGACGUUGGUGCACGAUCAAACUUUCGGGUCGUACUUAUUAUACCUGAAGAGGUUGAGCGCCUUGACAUAUCAGACUAUGAUAAUUUCCGAAGGAUCAGAUGGAAUCUUGUAAAGAGUGUUGACGAGGAUGGUCAGCCACAAAAUCAUUGGGAAGAAACUGAACUUAAUCCGUGA
This is a messenger RNA of Penicillium taxi, 819 nucleotides long. RefSeq lists its product as uncharacterized. Lineage: Eukaryota; Fungi; Ascomycota; Eurotiomycetes; Eurotiales; Aspergillaceae. The record is from RefSeq and is a predicted model, not a curated record. Bases 1 to 819 code for a protein of 272 amino acids. The transcript has 2 exons. Gene Ontology annotation, molecular function: FMN binding.